AAAAAAAAAAGAAGAAGUGUCGUGCCCCCCGCCACAAACAUGAAAUCUAUGGUGUGGGACGACGAACUGGAGAGCGUGGCUCAGAACUGGGCCGACCAGUGCGAUUACAAACACGGCCACAACAUCCCACAGAACUCCGAGUUCCAAAGAACCAAGCCCGGGCAGAAUCUGUUCGCGACAACCCGACGACCAGUCGAUCCUACGAGGUCGCUUUACUAUUGGGUGGACGAGGAGAUCCCGUUUUAUACCUACGCCAAUAAUAGCUGUGUACCCGGAGAGAAAUGUGGGCAUUAUACACAGGCCGUCUGGGCAGAUAGUCACCGCGUGGGUUGCGCAGUCGCAGAGUGUGCCGUAAAAUCUCCAUUCCUUGGCUACCGCGGCGUAUGGUACUACGUCGUCUGCAACUAUUACCCACCAGGCAACUACAUUGGUCAGAAGCCAUACAGAGCGGGAGCCACCUGCUCGGAGUGUGCUACAGACGACUCACAGAACACUGGAGAGUGCGCAGCUGGACUGUGCCCAACAGAAUACGAGUGUUCAAGAUUCCCAGAAAACUGCGGUCGUGAGAAUAAAUGCGGAUCAACCGUCCUCGCUUGUCAAAACGGCGGCACUCCAGACUACGAUAACUGCAGGUGUCAGUGCCUACCUCAGUGGACCGGGGCCAGCUGCCAAUCACCCAAGUGUCCAGUUGUUCAACAAUGUGAGCAGGGAAAACCAUUUGACUACUCAACAUGUUCCUGUCAAUGUGGAAAAUACUUUAGUGGGGCUAGAUGUGAAAUACCUAACUGUAGAGCUAUGGGCGCCAACAGCUUGGACAGGUACUCUGCAUGGUGCUCAGAUCCCAAUAACACACCAAAAUAUUGUGACUACAGACUCUCGGGGACAACUGAUCUGAUCAAAUACGCCGCAUGUCCAGUAUCUUGUGGGGUGUUAGAAGAUUUUUGCCCAGGGAAGACCUGCUUGAAUGGCGGCCAGUUAGAGUGCGGCAGCUGCAAGUGCACGUGUCCUAGAUACUUCACUGGACAGAGAUGUGAAUCACCCAACAUCAGCGAAUUAGGCAAGAACGGAGCAGAUGAGUGGUUUUGCAGCACAUCUUGGUUUGCGCCAUGGAAGUGCUCCCAGAGAUUCUUCCAGGACGCACCAGAAGAGCUGAUCCAGUACAAGUACUGUCCAAAUGCCUGCAACAUCAUUUAAAUAGGAAUUCAGACCAUGAUGGAAAACAAUUGGCUGCAUCUAAAUCCCGGAUCAUUGGGUAGGACCUUAAAGAGGAAACCACGUGUCACCGGAACCGAGUCCGUUUUGCCAGUAGACAAAUACCUUAUUUAUUCAAUCAACGUUUAAAUAUUUAUUGAAUUCAAACCAUUCCAAGACUUUCCUAAACUACAUAAGACGAAGUUCAUGAUGCGUUGUGAAAAGUGACAUUCCAGUGGAACUGAGAGUGCAAUAAGACAAAGAAAUUGUUCAUCUUCAUUUCGUUGUUAUUAUUAUUAUUAUUUUUUUUGUAAUUAUUUUUGUAUAAUGCCACAAGUGCCAAGGCAUUGACCUGAAUAAUACUCAGGGUCCAUGUAUAUAUUAUGUCAAUAAAUAUGGUAUUUUUAUAUUUAAA
This is a messenger RNA of Lingula anatina, 1606 nucleotides long. Its product is annotated as glioma pathogenesis-related protein 1-like. Lineage: Eukaryota; Metazoa; Brachiopoda; Lingulata; Lingulida; Lingulidae. Gene Ontology annotation, cellular component: extracellular region. The record is from RefSeq and is a predicted model, not a curated record.